CAAUUUCUGUUUCUUUCAAAGAAGCCAGCGUUCAAGCUCGCCUUGUCCAGCUUGUCGUCAGUGUGUUUGGUUGCCCAAUUUACGGACACAUACUAGCCUACCUGAAAAUAAGCUAGGCUAACCUUCCAAACAUAACAUCAUUCUCUUACUGUCCUUAGAUUUGGCAGCACAGUCUGAGGUUUGAUUGAAGAUAACAUCAUAACAAAGACCCGCCACACUUGAUAGCAUUAUGUCUCGUGCUCAGGCAGAGAGCGUUAUCAAAAAUAUCAUCAGGGAGAUUGCCCAAGAAUGUGCCAGCAAAGGCCAGGCAGUCUCAGAGACACUGGUGGCAUUCAUGGUCAAGGCAGUGGUGUUGGAUCCAGCAAAUGAAUUCAACGUCGACAGAACCCUGACCAAAGAUGACGUGCAAAAGCUUAUAAAGAUCUGUGUGGAUCGCCUGUUGGACACCCGAUCUGCAGCUUUGGACACAGUCAAAAUGCAGGUGUAUUUUGAUAUGAACUACACUUGCCGAGCUGACUUCCUGGACGAGCAUCGUCGCGUCCUGGAGCAACGCCUCCAGCCGGUCAUCCGGGAGAUCACCGACAGCCGGGCCCGUACUCGGGAGGAACUGGAGAGUCUCUACCGCAAGAUCGUGUCUGCCGUCCUGCUGCGGUCAGGCCUGGGUUCACCUACUGAUAUCGCUGUUGUAAGAGAGGCAACAGCUGCUCUUCAGAGCGUCUUCCCGCAGACAGAGCUGGGGACCUUCAUGUCCCUCGUCAAACGAGACAAGGAGAGGCAGCUUGUGGAGUUGACACACAUCGUCACUGGUAUUCGGCUCUUCAACAAGGAGUGCGGCAAGGGAGGAGAAGGCAUUGACGACUUGCCAGCCAUUUUGAACGAAGCUGUCCCGGCCACCACACAGAAUGUAGAUGGUGCCAUCCAGCGCUCGUGUGACAUCGCUUUCAAGUACACAGCCCUGAUCGAGAGGAUUAUGGGAGGAGAGGUCAAGGAGGGGCCCUCCAUCAAGGCUCUCAAGGAGGCCUUGAUUAACAGCCGUCAGCACGAGUCCUUCCUCCGCAUUAUCCUGAAUGACGUGAUCAGCUGUGCCCAGCAAGUUGAAAUGUUAGAAGCUCAACUGGGGUCCAGACUGGAGCAACUGCAGGCUACAGUGCAGUCCAAGACAGCCGUGCCUACAGCCCAGGUCUAUCCUCAAUUCAUCAACUUGGCCCACAUCUGGAGUGGAUUUCAAGACGAGAUGGUUCUCCUGAGCGUGCUCAGUAACAUUCUAGCAAGCCUGGAACCUUUCACAAAGGGUCAUAAGGAGGUUUUCACGGCUGAGAUGAUGGCGCCAUUCUUGGAGGGGAUGCACAUCAAAUCUGACGAGGAAAGGAUCAGAGAAACAACAGCCGAGGAACACCGUGUGAAGCCGUCAGACUUCAAGCACGUGGAGUGGCUGUUUCCAGAGACCACCAAAAACUUUGAGCGGCUCCCUCUACAGUACAGGGGCUACUGUGGCUGGGCUUUGGUCCACUUUGACCGCCUCUUGCUCCCUGGCAAUCCAGACAUCGGUGUGUUACGUUACAAAGAUCGCUACUACGUCUUCUCGUCAAAAGAGGCAGCCUACGAAUUUGCCAGCAACCCUGACAGGUUCAUCAUGCACGUUGCUGAGUGCGCCAAAGUUUCUCCAGAACUGAUCCAGCUGCUCGAACUGCACGCUCAAUUCGCCACCAUAACGCCGUACACGCAGGGCAAAGACCAGGGUCAGAUGAUAGAGAAGCCCAUUACUAAGUGCGACAUGGGCGUGCAGACUGAGGUGCACCCCAUUGAGUCCAACAUCGUCAAGUCCUACGAGUGGAAUGAGUGGGAGCUGCGAAGGAAAGCCAUCAAGUUGACCAACCUGCGUAACAAGGUGACACACUCCAUGCAGACCAACUUGAGCAACCUGAGACGAGACAACGUGACCCAGGUCUACCUGCCUAAGGAUACGGCCAGCCAAACCAAGACGGACGGCGCAAGUAAUGUCCCAAAGCCGCAGACAUUCCUGGCCGGACUUCGAGGCGGUCAAACUAAGACCACCGUCAUGACCAAAGUGGACCUCACGCUGGACGUCGAUCAGACCUAAAAAAAAAAUCCUGAACAUGCCUUUGACACUAGAGUGAGCUUUUCCAAAUCACUUGUAAUUAAUCUAGAGAUAACAUGAAUAGAGCAUUGUUCCAUACCAAAAUGCAGUUCCGUCCUUAUGUAGAAAUUGUUGUUUAGGGGGUUAUUCAGGGAAAAUAUGAUAAAGUAUUUCUUCAUUGAGUUCAUUGAGUAAAAGAUGCAUGUUUUGUUUAGCAACAAUGUUUUCCACAGCACUCAUAAAAAGGAUCGAUAACAAUUAACACUUGAUGUCCCUCCACUAUGUACAUAUUAAAAUAUCCCUUUGACUUUUUUAAGGAAAAUAGACACAGAAGGAAAGGAUUGAUUUUUUUUCAUUUGAACUGCAAUGUAUGUUCAUUUGUUUUUGCAGAUGUAUAAAAUGUGUGGGCAUAACAAUAGUCACUUCAUUAAUGUUCUGUUUAUUGAAAGUGGCAUAUAAAUAAAAAGCAUGGGUUUAUCAUUUCACGA
This is a messenger RNA of Acanthaster planci (crown-of-thorns starfish), 2586 nucleotides long. RefSeq names its product cilia and flagella associated protein 206 (gene cfap206). NCBI's taxonomy places the organism in Eukaryota, Metazoa, Echinodermata, Asteroidea, Valvatida, Acanthasteridae. Gene Ontology annotation, cellular component: axoneme; ciliary basal body. Gene Ontology annotation, biological process: regulation of cilium beat frequency. The record is from RefSeq and is a predicted model, not a curated record.